GAGAACAAAAUGCUGCAGAAAUGGCGAUGAAAAACUGAAAAACUGUUUUGCUUCCUUGAACUUACUUGGUUCCCUACGUGUCGUCACCGCACUUUCCGUUCCCCGAAAACUUUUCCGUCCCUUUCUCGGGAAAAUUCCAGUUUCUGAGAUAUGUAUAAGAAUCAGUUGCAAGAAUUAGCCCAAAGAAGCUGCUUCAAUUUGCCAUCUUAUUCAUGCAUCAGAGAAGGACCAGAUCAUGCACCUCGAUUCAAAGCUACUGUUAAGUUUAAUGGAGAGACGUUUGAGAGCCCCACCUUCUGCUCUACUUUGAGACAGGCAGAACAUGCUGCAGCUGAAGUUGCUCUUAAUACACUUGCAGAAAGGGGCCCUUCUAUAGCACUAGCUGCAAAAGUUCUGGAUGAGACUGGAGUCUACAAAAAUUUGCUUCAAGAAACUGCUCACAGAGCUGGCUUAAACCUUCCAGUGUACACAACUCUUCGAUCAGGACCUGGCCAUGUACCCUCUUUUUCAUGCAUUGUUGAGCUUGCAGGAAUGAGUUUUACUGGGGAACCUGCUAGGACAAAGAAACAGGCUCAGAAGAAUGCAGCGAUGGCUGCUUGGUCUGCCCUGAAAAGAUUGUCUCGAUCUGGCUCACAGUCCUUUAGUUCAUCAUCUUCCUCAGCAUCAGAAACUAAAAGCAAUGAAGAACAAGAACAAGUUGUCAUUGCUCGUAUCCUUGUAUCUUUGCGACCAUCCGAGCCAAACCACCCUGUGCAGAGUGACUGGCUGCACCAACAUCAGAGAUCGAUUCCUAUGCAGAGGGACAUGAGCACACCAACUCAAAGCGUUUAUCCUUUUCAUUCUGAACACUGGAGAUAUCCUAGUUUUUCCCCGGAAUUGGCUGUGUACCACAUGUGGCAUCAAGAACAGUUAUUGCAACUGCAAAAUCGCCUGUUGACAAUGCCUGUUUCACCAGUCCCUCCUCGCAGCCCUCAGAUUCUUCCAUAUAUGCAGUCUAUUUUCCACCCAGAUCACUAUCUAUAUCUUCCUGCAAGGGAGCAGGAACCUUUACCUGUUGCACCC
This is a messenger RNA of Carica papaya (papaya), 1062 nucleotides long. Lineage: Eukaryota; Viridiplantae; Streptophyta; Magnoliopsida; Brassicales; Caricaceae. The record is from RefSeq and is a predicted model, not a curated record.